Molecule: messenger RNA, 1179 nt
Organism: Fusarium pseudograminearum CS3096
Lineage: Eukaryota; Fungi; Ascomycota; Sordariomycetes; Hypocreales; Nectriaceae
Exons: 1
Coding region: 1-1179 (392 amino acids)
Biological process (GO): transmembrane transport
Cellular component (GO): fungal-type vacuole membrane
Molecular function (GO): transmembrane transporter activity
Source: RefSeq, a predicted model, not a curated record
AUGUUCAUCACCUUUGGCUGGGUCAAUUUCCUAGGCGUCUUCCAGUCCUACUACGAACAAAACCUUCUCCAAAAUUACUCGUCAUCAGAGAUUGCAUGGAUAGCUUCUGUCCAGCAGUGUUUGACAUACAGCGCGGGCAUCCUCCUCGGCAAGGUGUUUGAUGACUACGGACCUCGAUGGCUUCUCAUCAUUGGCGGCCUGGCACAGGUCUUUGGUCUUAUGAUGACUUCCAUCUCGACAGAGUACUAUCAGGUUUUCCUGUCGCAGGCGAUUUGCAGCGCUCUGGGCGCUAGUGCCGUCAUGUACCGUACCGUCGAGUCGCUGGCUACAUGGUGGAAAGCUAGGAGGGCGACGGCGUACGGUAUUGCCAUCUCCGGCUCAUCUGUUGGCGGAGUCAUAUUUCCCAUCAUGGUCAACAGACUGAUGCCGCGCGUUGGAUUCGGGUGGACGAUGCGGGCGGUCGCUUUUAUAAUCCUGGUCGGGGCUCUCAUUGCGAUAGCGACUAUCCGAUCUAAUAGAGGCCACACCCCGACACCGUUCAAAAUAGCAUCAUACUGCACGCCAUUGAGAGAAAUGACAUUUGCGCUUCUCUGUCUUGCGAUGGCCGUGUUUGGCUUUGGGUUAUUUCUUCCCUUCAACUUCAUUCCCCUAGAGGGCCAAGCAUUGGGCAUGUCCUUGGAACUGUCUAUUUACUCCAUCCUUAUUCUCAAUGCGGCGAGCGUCUUCGGGCGCAUCAUCCCUGGGUUCCUGGUGGACAAGUUUGGUCGUUUUAACAUGAUGAUGGUCUGCACAACUAUGUCGGCCAUCCUGACCCUGGCCGUGUGGCUCCCCGGAAGGUCCAACGCGGCAUCACUCUGUUUCUCAGCAUUCUUCGGAUUCUUCUCUGGCUGUUACAUUUCAUUGACGCCGGCCCUUGAUGUAGAGGUGUCGCCGCCAUCUGAGAUCGGACAUCGCACUGGCAUGAUCUACUUUUGUAUUUCCAUUGGUGUGCUGGCUGGCAGCCCCAUUGCCGGUGCGCUUGUUGAAGCUGACGGCGGUGGUUACACGUAUCUCAAGAUCUUUGCCGGCGUUACCAUGCUUGCUGGGGCUGUGUUGAUCAUUGUAUUGCGCUUUUACAUAAACUGUUCAGUCAAACAUAAAGCGAGUGGUGCAAGUCAGAAUAGGACAGACAAGGAAUGA